AUGAGCCUGGUGUCCACCGGCUGCGUUGCGCUGGUCUGGCUGGCUGCCGGCCUGCUGGCAGUCGCCACCUGGCUGUGGGCCGCCCGCCGCCGGACGUCGAUCCCAGGACCCCCGACGCUGCCGCUGCUGGGAAACGCGCUCAGCUUCUACCAGCUGCCCGUGCUGUGGGGCCGCCUCGCGGAGCUGCACAGUCGCUACGGGGACAUCUUCAGACUCUACGUGGGCCCGAAGCUGGUGAUUGUGCUAACACAGCCAGAAGACGUCCAGCGCCUGCUUUUGGGCAGCAAACCGCGACAACGCGAACCCUACGUUGCGCACGUACUGCGUACAUUUAUGGGAGACGGGCUGCUCACCAUCAACGGCGAAACCUGGAAAAGACACCGAAAGAACCUCGAGCCGGCGUUCCAUAUAGAAGAGCUGGAGAAAUUCAUGGAGAAGUUCAACGACGCUGGGCGUUUCUUGUGCGAGCAGCUGGCGGAAAAUAAAGGAGCAGAGGUGGAACUGUACCACCCACUCAUGCACACUGCUUUUCGUGCGGCUGUAGCCACUAUUUUCAACAUCGACGUGGACUGUAUUUUACCAGGUCGUUUCCGGCAGGCUGAGGUGGUUGAUCUAGCGACUGAUUUCGGAAAAACUUUACCGGCAAUUAUAUACCGUCCAUGGACAACAGUCAACUUGACGAGGUGGAUGACUGCACAAGGUCGGAAACUGUCAAGAUUUAAUACUGUUAUCAAAUACAUAAUUGAUCGUGGUAUUGCCUUAGCCAGCAAAAAUGUUGAUGGCCUAAAGGCCAAUGAUAGAACACUCCUCACCUUCCUUCUUAAGGAAGAACAUUCAGGCACGAGAUUUACUGACAAGGAAUUAAGUGAUGAAGCAAUGACACUAGGCAUUUCUAGCAUCGAGACGACUUCUUGCGCGACGGGCUACGUGCUGUGUGCGCUGGGACUCUACCCGGAAUGGCAGGACUUGGCACAGCGCGAGCUGGACGACUGUUUCGGAACUGGGGGCGACUACCUACGACCUGUCACCACUGCAGACCUUUCCCAGCUGAAAGUCAUCGACGCCAUUAUGAAGGAGACUGGGCGGCUGUUCACGACGGUGCCCUGCAUGCCGUACCUGGUGGCUGAGGACACACCGCUGGCAGGCGGCCGCCACGUCGCGCCCCAGGGCAGCACGGCGCUCAUAGCCUACUACCUGAUGCACCGCCACCCCGAGCUCUUCUCCCAGCCGGACAAGUUCGACCCCGGCCGUUUCCUGGAGGGCGGCAGCGCCACGUUCAGGAAACCCUACAGCUACAUCCCUUUUGGCAUGGGCGCUCGCAAGUGUAUUGGCAGCCGAUAUGCAGUACUGCAGAUGAAAGUCAUCCUAGCGACGGUUCUGCGGCGCUACAGAAUACUUCCCGGAACGAGCAGGGAGGAACUGGAAGAGAGUGUGAUCUCAUUAUCAUCUCACCCAAUAACAGGCUUCAGAGUUACUUGUAUCCCACGAGAAAACUUGCCCUCCAAUUCAGUGUAAGAGAGGACUGUAUUACUUUUUUUUAUGCAGCCCACCAAGGAUUCCAAUCCUGCGCCAACCUUGUCAGAGUGUUACUUGCAACCUACAUCCUCAAUUAUUAGCUGGAUGUAUUCCACUCACUGUCUUCCUCUACAGUUUCUAUGGCCUACAAAUUAUUUUCAACAUUCAUCUCUAGCACCACAUGCCAAAUGAUUUGAUUCUCUUCUGUUUGAGUUUUCUCACAAUCCAUGUUUCACUACCACACGACGCUAUCCCCCAGACGUACACUCUCAGAAAUUUCUUCCUCAAAUUAAGACCUGUGUUUGAUACUAGUAGACUCGUCUGGUCCAGGUAUGUCUUUUAUGCCACUGCUAGUGUGCUUCUUCAGCUCAUGCUCCGUCCAUUCUCGGUUAUUUUGCUCCCUAGGGAGCAGAAUUCCCUAACUUCAUCUACUUCAUCAUCACCAAUCUCGAUGUUAAGUUUCUCGCUGUUCUCAUUUCUGCUUCUUCCCAUUGCUUUCGUCUUUCUUCUGUUUGCUCUCAGUCCAUAUUCUGUAAUUAUUAGACUGUUCAUUCCAGUCAACAGAUCCUAUAAUUCUUCUUCACUUUCACUGAGAAUAACGAUGUCAUCAGGAAAUCUUAACACCAGUAUCCUUUUACCUUGAAUUAUUUAGUACAUUCUUGAACAUUUAUUUUAUUUCCAUCAUUGCCCUCGAACCUUUCUUUUAUUUCCAUCAUCGCCCUUGAACCUUUCUUUUGUUUCCAUCAUUGCCCUUUCUAUGUAAAGUUGAACACACAUUUAAUACUAGCACUUUAUUCUUGGUCUUCCAGUCUUAUAGUUCCCUCUUGGCUCUUGUUCAAUGUGUAUAUUACCCUUCUUUCGCUGUAGCUUACCCCCAUUUUCCUCAGAAUUUCGAAAACCUUGCUCCUUUUCACGUUGUCUAACGCUUUUUCCCGGUCGACAAAUCCUAUAAAAGUGUUUUGAUUUGUCAGUGCUUUGGUUUCCAUUACGAGCCGCAACAUCCGAACUGCCUAUCUGGUGCCUUUAGCUUUCCUGAAGACAAACUGAUAGUCGUCUAACAGAUCCUCAAUUUUAUUUUCCAUUAUUUUGUAUAUUAUUCUUGUCAGCAACUUCGAUGCCUUAGAUGUUGAGCUGAUUGUGCAAUAAUUCUCAUACCAGCCGGUUGUUUCAGUCUUUGGAAUGGAGUGGAUGAUAUUCUUCGAAAAGUCAGAUGAUAUACUGCGAGACUGAUACAUUCUACACAUCAACGCGAAUAAUCGUUUUGUUGUAAAUUACCCCAGUGAUUUUAGAAAUUAUGAAAGAAUAUUAUCCACCGUUUCUUGUCUUAUUCGAUCUUAAGUCUUCCAAAGAUCUUUUAAAUUCUGAUUCUAAUACUUGAUCUCCUAUCUGUUCUACAUUGACUCCAGUUUUUUCUUCUGCCACCUAAGACACGUCUUCACCCUCAUACAGGCAUUCAGUGUACUCUUUCCACCUAUCUGCUCUCUGACUUGCAUUCAGCAGUGGAACUCCCACUGCACUCUCAGUAUUACCAUAUUUGCUUUUAAUUUCUCCAAUAGCCGUUCUGACUUUUCUGUAUGGUGAGACAGUCCUUCCAAAAGUCAUUUCUUUUUCGAUUUCUUCACAUUUUUCAAGCAGCCAUUUCUCCUUAGUUCUCCUGAUGGCACUAACUAUUUCAUUCCUAAGUAACUAGUAUUUCAGGAUUCUUGAAUAUCCCUGAACAUUUUUGUACUUCCUCCUUGCAUUGAUCAAAUGAAGUAUUUCUUCCAUUACCCCUGAUUACUCGCAGUUACCUUCUUUGUACCUAUGUUUUUCUUUACAACUUCUGUGAUUGCUGUUUUGAGAGAUUUCCGUUUCUUCUCAACUGAACUGUCUAGUGCCUACUGAGCUAUUUCUUAUCGCCAUAUCUGUACACCAGCGACUUCAAGCCUGUCUAUUCGUUCCUUAGUACUUCCUUAUCCCACUUCUUUGUGCCUUGAUUCUUCCUGACUAGUCUCUUAAUUUUUAGACUACUCUUCAUCACUAUUAAACUGGGUACGUCUACAAUCGAGCAUCUGAUUUUGGAAUCUAUGCCUCACCGCGAUGCAAUAUAACUUAGCUCUUUCCAUAUCUCCCAGCCUCUUCCAAGUAUAUCUCCUCCUCUUGUGAUUCUUGAACAGAGUAUUCGCUAUUAUUAGCAGAAAGUUAUUGUAGAGCUCAGUUCAUCUUUCUCCGCUCUCAUUCUUAUUGCCAUGUCCAUAUUCUGCAAUAAUAGUUUCUUCUACUCCUUCCCCUACAACCGCAGUCCAAACCCCCAUGCUUAUUACAUUUCCAUCUCCAUCUAAUUACUGAAUUACCUUUUUAGUAUCCUCAUGCCCUUUGUCUCUUCAUCUUCAGCUCGCGAAUUCGAGAUGUAUACCUGAAAUACCGUUGUUAGUCCGAUGAUACUAGGCCUCUCACUGAACUGUUCACAGUAACUCUCGCUCUUUCCUACCUUCCUAUUCACAACGAAUCCUACUCCAAUUAUACCAUUUUCUGCUACUGUUGACAUUACUCUAUAUACUCAUCUGACCAGACGUCCUUGUCUUUUUUCCAUUUCACUUCACUAAUCCCAACUAUAUGUAGAUUGAAACGUCGCAUUUACCUUUACAGAUUUUCUAGCUUCCAAAAAGCGUUCAAACUUCUGAUAUUCCAUGCCUCAACUAACAGACCACUAUCCUUUCGUUUCAGGGUCACCUCUCUCUUGGCAGUUCCAUCCCUGAGAUCCGAAUGCGGGCCUAGUCCAGAAUCCUUAGCCAAUGGAGAGAUCAUUAUAACACUUUUUCAAUCACAGGUCACAUGUCCAGUGCAUACAUAUUAUGUGCCUUUAAUGCAAUGGUUUCCAUUAGCUUCUGUAUUCUCAUGCCGUUGAUCAUUGCUGAUUCUUCCGCCUUUGGGGACAAUUUACCACCCCAAGGAUAAGAGAGUGCCCUGAACCUCUGUCCACUGCUCUGUCCUCUUUGACAAGACCGUUGGAAGAGUGAGGAUCACUCCUUAUGCUGGAAGAUAUCAGCCAUCGUUGCUGAUGACUUAUAUUCAAAAUUUAAGUGGCGCUGCAGUUCGAACCUGGGACCGAGGACGUUUUGAUUACCAGUCAAGGACACUACUUCCUAGACCACAGGUGUUGGAAAAUUGUGUAGCUGCAAAAUUUCAGCCAUCCUUUAAGUUUUCACAAUGGACGUCAGUGGAACAGAAGGGAAGGUGACAUCACCUUCAGUGGAUGGUAUGUUCAUACUAGAUAGAAUAUUACCACUUGGUCACUUCACUUAGCCUGACGUAGAAUGGUGAAAGUGAGAUUAUGAGAUAUCACCUGUGAUAGAACAAAAUGGAAUAUAUUACCAGAAUUAGGGAAACUUGUUCAAACAACUUAUGGUUCUUCGCCAUUGCAUAUUAUACCCUGAAAAGAGCUGCAUUCCCAUAACACAGUGUAUACAGCAAGGUGACCAACUCUCCUAUAUUUCCUGGGAUUUCCUAUACUAUAGCAGUUUUUUAAUCCCUUCCGGUCUCUUUAUUAACUACCUGUUUCACCUAUAUAUUUCAUCACUGACCAUUGUUAUAAAUGUUAAUCCUGGUACCUGCUAUCGACAUUUUAAAUUACCCAGCGGACAGAUCUGGAAUAGUUUUCAUAUAAUUAUCGGUAGUAUUGACAACAUAGGCUUUUUUCUGUUCAUGCUUCUGUGGAAAGAAGAUAUUUUGUCUGAAGGGAAUAUGAGGAGUGGAGAAAGAAUGACAAGCUAUAUGUCUAGAAGACUCAUGACAGGGGGGAGUAUUUACUUGUUUCUCAGCCAGUACUGGUAACUGUGGAUGCUCUCGCCUCUUACUCAUCAGCACCAAUUGUGUACAUAACACAUGGAAGUAACAAGGAAUCACCGAAGUGGCUUACAGAUACAUUCAUGUUCACACCCACAUUUUACAUUAUUUGUUUCUCAAUUGACUCACACAGCACAACAUGUCACAAAGGUUUGAAACAGCCAGUACUGGUCGAUUGUACAGGAAGAGUUCUGCAGUUUCUGUAAAUAUGUGCUUGUGGGGUAAAAGACCUGCCAGGUUAGCCGUUGGCACUAAUGUGCUUCAUCCUGGACUCAGGUAGGUGCACAGGCUUGGAUCGAAUCAGCCUGGCGGAUUCACGAUGAGGGCUGGUGUACCGGCCAGCCUGGAUGUGGUUUUUAGGCGGUUUUCGACAUCCCACUAAGUGAAUAUCGGGCUGGUCCCUCCUGCCUCAGUUACAUGGCUCGCAGACAUUUGAAAACGUUUGCACUACUUCAUGGCUUACACAAUACACAGCGAGUUGGGGUACUGAAAUUCUGUCACGGAGGAGGGGGGGGGGGGAUGGGGUGGCGAUAGGAAGGGCAUCUGGCCUCCCUCUGACACUAAUAUCACUAAUUCCAUCGCAACAAGGCUGACCCUGCAUUGAAGUGGGACAAAGCUCCAAAGCAACUAAUGUACUUGUAGGGUAAACCUAACGUAUAUAUGCAAAUUUGGUAAAUAUUAUUGUGGUUACUUUUGUGUGAUUCAUGCUGUGGAAAAAUAAUUUUUUUUUUUUUUGGAUGAGAUUCGAUUCAUUUUUCAUUCCAUAGACCCAAAAAUGAGGGAAUUCUCUUUGCAUAGGUUUUGGCACACUGUUCUUGAAUUAACAAGACAAAUGAGUCUUAUCACAUGCUUUAGCAGCCUAAAAAUUUUCUCUUGGUUUGUGGAAUUAUCCCAAAAUACGAUACCAUAUCAUAUAACAGGGUAAAAGUAAGGAAAUUACGCUAGUUUGUUAUAUAUUUAUGUCUCCGUCAUCACCUAUUCCAAGAAAGAGGGACGCAGCUGAAAUUUACUAUGACUAAAUCUCCCUUAAACAUCCCUUAAAACGAUGUUGCUCAUCUUCCUUAAAACCAUGGUCAAAUAUUGAUCACCACAGUGUACAGAAAACCGACACAUGCAUGCGCACGCACGCACACACACACACACACACACACACACACACACACACACAGAGAGAGAGAGAGAGAGAGAGAGAGAAGAA
Molecule: messenger RNA, 6538 nt
Organism: Schistocerca piceifrons (Central American locust)
Lineage: Eukaryota; Metazoa; Arthropoda; Insecta; Orthoptera; Acrididae
Product: probable cytochrome P450 4aa1
Exons: 6
Coding region: 1-1515 (504 amino acids)
Molecular function (GO): monooxygenase activity; heme binding; oxidoreductase activity, acting on paired donors, with incorporation or reduction of molecular oxygen
Source: RefSeq, a predicted model, not a curated record